AGAGAGAGAGCAGAUAGAAGCAGGGAAGAGAGAGAGAAGCGGGGAAGAGCGAGAGAGAGAGAGCAGAUAGAAGCAGGGAAAGAGAGAGAGCAGAUAGAAGCAGAGAAGAGAGUGGAGCAUGAGAGCUGAUCUGUGAACAUACUGGAGAACAUACUUCUUAAGUUUUUAGUCGGUAGUUGGAGCAUCAAGACAGGAUGGCUGUCCUGCGUCUGUGCAGUCUGCUGCUGCUGCUCAUGGCUCCUGUUCAUGGCCAAUGGUGGAGUGUGCUCUGGGGGAAUGCACAGGAGAUGACCAUACAGCCCCCCACCACCGAGGUCCUCACCACCACCAAGGUAUUUUGGACAAUGGAAAGGACAGAGGUGGGCCAGGUGGGGACCCAGACAGAGGUGUACACUACUGCACCUGUUCAGGGUCCACCUCUACAGAGCACACAUGAGCCCGCAGGUGCUGGAACAACAGAGAUCAAGCCCAAGGCUAAGAAAAUACCUCUGAAAAUGUGGAAGAGUCGUGAGCUUGGCUCUACAGGCCACCUAGACCUGACUGAGUUGAUCGGAGUGCCGCUCCCUCCCUCUGUCUCGUAUACCACCGGCUAUGAGGGCUUCCGGCCGGCCUACAACUUCGGUCCCGGCGCCAACAUUGGACGCCUCACCAAGACCUUCAUGCCUGACCCUUUCUUCAGGGACUUUGCCAUCAUCGUCACCAUCAGGCCCAGCAGCAACCAGGGAGGGGUGCUGUUCGCCAUCACUGAUGCCCAGCAGAGGGUGGUGCAGCUGGGGCUGGCGCUGACAGCCGUGGAGGAUCAGACUCAGAGGAUUCAGCUGUACUACACAGAGGGGGGCCAGGAGUCCUCACACAGCCAGCAGGUGGUGUCUUUCAAGGUGCCUGAUAUGACCAAAAAGUGGACAAUAUUCACUCUGUCAGUGCAGGACCAGGAAGUGUGCCUCUAUAUGAACUGUGAUGACUUCCAAGCAGAGACCUUCCACAGGAGCAGCCGCCAGCUCAGCUUUGAGCCCAGCUCAGGCAUCUUUGUGGGCAACGCUGGAGGGACUGGCCUGGAGAGGUUUGUGGGCUCUAUCCAGCAGCUGGUGAUCAAAUCAGACCCCAGGGCUGCAGAGGAGCAGUGUGAGGAAGAUGAUCCCUAUGCUUCUGGGGAUGGGAGUGGGGCCGAAACGAUGAAUGACAUGAAACGAAGAAAGGAAACAGCAAGGCCAGAGGACAUGCUGAGCGGGCCUGUGCGAGCCCCGCCCACAGAGUCUCCGGAGGUGGAGCUAGAUGAGUAUUCAGGACACCUGACCCCCACAGAGGAGGGCCAUCAGGAGAUGCAUCUCAGAGGUGGGGAAGGACCCCACCAGACAGAGGAGCCAGAGAUGUCAGGGGAUGGUGGACCUCUUAGCCACAGACUGAAAGGAGAGCGAGGAGAGCCUGGGCCUAUAGGUCCUGCUGGUCCCCGUGGCCCUCCUGGUCCCCCCACUCUCUCUGAGGGUAGAAGGUCUGGGCACCGCCAGCCAGGAUCCAGGGGCCCUCUGGGGCCUUCAGGGCCAACAGGGGCCCCUGGGGUGCCAGGGAAGGACGGACAGCAGGGAAGCAAGGGUGAAGAUGGAGAUCCAGGACAGAGAGGACCUCAAGGUUUCCCAGGUUUGGCAGGGGAGGUUGGAGUCAAAGGAGACAAGGGGGACCCAGGAGCAGGACUACCAGGGCCUCCAGGCCCCCCUGGACCUCCUGGACCCCUCAGAUCACACAGUGUGCCAUAUGGAGAGGAUGCACUCGGCUCUGGUUUUGGAGACCUUGACAAUACAGAAUUGAUCAGAGGUCCUCCUGGCCCUCCAGGUCAACCUGGCCCCCCAGGACCCACCAGCCCCUUCAAUGCCACGGAAGGCCUGUUCACUGGACAACCAGGUCCUCCUGGCAGAUUUGGCCUUGUUGGGAAACCUGGACCUCCGGGUCAACCUGGUCUGGAUGGGGAUGUUGGGCCGACGGGGCCUAAAGGUCUGAAGGGUGAACAAGGACGAGUUGGACCGAAGGGUGAACCAGGUGACCAAGGGUUGGCAGGAGCUACAGGGCUGAGGGGACCAGAGGGGAAGAGGGGUGACACUGGCCCUCGGGGGCUGCCUGGCCCCCCCGGACCCCCAGGAGCAGGAUUGUUUGUCGAGGAUAUGGAGGGGUCUGGGAAGAAUGACAUGCUCCUUGGUGUAGGACUCAAAGGCCCGCAGGGACCUCCUGGUCUUCCUGGCUCUGCAGGACCAAAGGGUGAAGAUGGGAAGGUUGGGGCUCCUGGGUUGUCAGUGAAGGGUGAGCCUGGUGCUCUGGGCCCUGAGGGACUCCAAGGGCUAGCUGGACUUCCUGGUGCCAGGGGAUUGAAAGGAGACAAAGGCGAUCCAGGGCCAAAGGGAGAGUGUGGUCCUGAUGGACACAGUGUACCUGGUUCUCCUGGUCCUCCCGGCUCUCCAGGUCCCAUCAUCAAUCUGCAGGAUCUCCUCCUGAACGACACAGAGGGCAUGUUUCAUCAGAUCCGUGGGCCCCCUGGCCCGAUGGGCCCCGAAGGAGAGCCUGGCAGAGCAGGAUUCCCUGGCCCAAGAGGACCAAAGGGUGACAUUGGGCUUCCUGGUCUUCACGGUCCACCAGGAAUGAAGGGUGCGAAGGGGGAUUCUGGUGUCACGAUCGCUGCGGACGGCACUGUGUUGACAGGUGUCAGGGGCCCUCAGGGACCAAAAGGAAUAAAGGGUGAGCGUGGGUUCCCUGGAGUUGCUGGUAUCAUGGGACCAAUCGGACCAACCGGACAAAAAGGAGAAUACGGGUUCCCUGGUCGACCGGGACGACCUGGAAUGGCAGGGAAGAAGGGAGACAAGGGUGAUGCCAUUGGUCAACCAGGACUUCCUGGUCCUCCUGGCCCUCCCGGUCCCCCAGGACCAGUAAUAGGACUCAAUGGAACAGUUUUUCCGGUCCGUCCCCGACCGUUCUGCAAAACACCAGUGAAUGGCAGCAGGGGAUCAUCACAAGGUAGCAGGAGAGGAAACAGAGGUGCUAAAGGAGAAAAGGGAGAGGUUGGACUGCCUGGAACACCUGGAGAACCAGAUGGUGUUCUUCCCGAAGGCUUUGUGGGAGAAAAAGGGGACGUGGGCUAUGAAGGAAUGAAAGGAGAGAAGGGUGACGCUGGGUUGCCUGGCCCACCAGGUCUUCCUGGGAGAUCAGGCCUUGUGGGUCCAAAAGGUGAAUCCAUUGUUGGCGCCCCUGGUCAUCCUGGAGCUCCUGGUGAACCAGGAGUUCCUGGCAUUGGACGACCAGGCACUCGGGGGCCCCCUGGGCCAACUGGACCCCCUGGACCACCCCCUGUCUAUGCCUCAGCUGUGAGUAUUCCUGGCCCACCUGGGCCUCCUGGUCCUCCUGGGAUUACUGGCUAUGAAAAUCUGGUGACCACAUACAGGAACACCAUCACUCUGAUGAGGGAGAGCCACCGUGCUGCAGAGGGAUCCAUGGCCUAUGUCUCAGACAAGGGAGAACUCUACGUUAGAGCCAGAGAUGGCUGGCGCAAGGUUCAGCUUGGUGAGCUGAUCCCUGUCCCAGCAGAGACCCCAUCCUCCGCAUUGUCCCAGGCCCUGAGCAGACCAGAUCACAGCAGACCACACAGGCAGGAACUAGUUGGAACUAGCUACAUGCCCAACUAUAAUGUCCUACCUCAUACAGUUCACUCAGUACCGGGGCUGCACUUGGUGGCCCUAAACGCUCCGUUCUCUGGGGACAUGCGUGGCAUCCGGGGGGCAGAUUUCCAGUGCUACCAGCAGGCCCGCACCAUGGGCCUCACCGCUACCUACAGAGCCUUCAUGUCCUCACACCUCCAGGACCUGGCAACCAUCGUCAAGAAGGGAGAUCGCUACAGCAUGCCCGUCAUCAACCUCAAGGGAGAGGUGCUCUAUGGCAGCUGGAUGAACAUCUUCUCUGGGAAUGGAGGUGUGUUGGACCUAUCAAUCCCCAUCUACUCAUUUGACGGACGGAACGUCAUGACGGACCCUACUUGGCCUCAGAAGCUGGUGUGGCAUGGCUCCAGCACGGUGGGAAUCCGUAUGACCACUAACUACUGCGAGGCGUGGCGGGCAGGUGACAUGGCAGUGACGGGCCAGGCCUCUCUCCUCCAAACAGGCAGACUGCUGGGCCAACACACCCGCAGCUGCUCCAACCGCUUCGUAGUGCUGUGUAUCGAGAACAGCUACACUGACCACAGAAGGUCUAAUUAACCUCAAUAUACACAUAUAGUAUACACACUCUCUCUCAUACACACACACAAAACUAGAUCUCAUUCAUGUUUUCAUGAAGAGCAUGUAAAACUAAGCUAUUGACACAUGUUCAAGCAAAUCCAGUACACACACACACACACACACACACACACACACACACACACACACACACACACACACACACACACACACACACACACACACACACACACACACACACACACACACACACACACACACACACACACACACACACACACACACACACACACACACACACACACACACACACACCUCCUAUUAACAAAGAGCAGUUAUGUGCUGGACCACAAGAGGCACUUUUACACUAUUUCAUACUGACCACAGAUGAAACUCCCCGCUUCAUUAACCUCUCAUUAUUAACCUUCUAUCAACACAGCAUCACUGCUUUGCACUUGUCCCUAAUCUAAGUUUUCCUGUCCCUUUAAGAAAAGUGUAAAUAUAAUGUAAAUUGCUUCCUGUCAAAAGCACUGCAUAACUCCAAUUCACUUUAUGUUUCAAUUGACUGAAUAAGGAAUGCCAAAGAUCUGGUAAUCAGCAACCAACCGACUAACACACUGUUUCUGCUGAAGUAAUCAUUAACACAUUUUUUUUGUUGGUUUGCUCAAUUUAGUCUUAUUCUUAAGUGCCCAGUAGAGUAGUUUGCAUAGAGGCAACAACAGUUCUAACCUUUUGUGGAUUACUGUAUCAGUCCUCAAAACAAUGUGAUGAUAUGAUGAAAUUAGGACAACUGGUCUUUUCUGUUUUUCUGUGAUAUAAAUGUAUAAUAAAAUACUUGGAUGUUUUCAGACAAGGGACCUUUUUUUCCUCUUUAGGCCUUGAAGUCAUUUCGAUGCACUGUGAGUUGAUUUGAAUAGUUUGGGAUGUUUCCAUAGCCAUGAAGGCUUUUUGUCUGUGAAAAUUGUUAAGGGUUUUUCUGUUGCGAGUGAUAACUUUUUCUUAAUAUUUAAGUUUAAUUCUAUGUUUUACAUUUUUUAUUUAUACUGUAACAGCACAUCAUCUUAUAUCUAGCAAAACAUAGCUUCACAUUCAAAUGAAAUUAAAUUGAAACACUACACGUGCUAUCUAACCUGAAAGUUAUUUUUGUACGGUAUUCUACUAAUUGACUAACUAGAUGUACUUUCAACAAAUAUAUAAUCAAGAGCUAGAUAUUUUAAUGGCUGGGGAAAUGAUAGGAACAGUAUCAACUCUAAAGCGCAAAGUAUUUUUAUAUGUUGAUUAAUUUCACAGACGGUUAUAUUUUUACAGUCAGGAAGAUUGUCUUUUUUAAAUUGGAAAGAAAAUGUUUGACUGUCAUUUAGAGAAAUACAAUGUUUGUACUCAUUGACUGUUGCUCAGUGAAUAAAUGUUUGUUUUUUAA
Oncorhynchus gorbuscha (pink salmon) is the source of this 5628-nucleotide messenger RNA. RefSeq names its product collagen alpha-1(XV) chain-like. The transcript has 42 exons. Bases 195 to 4229 code for a protein of 1344 amino acids. NCBI's taxonomy places the organism in Eukaryota, Metazoa, Chordata, Actinopteri, Salmoniformes, Salmonidae. The record is from RefSeq and is a predicted model, not a curated record.